Molecule: messenger RNA, 1197 nt
Organism: Mizuhopecten yessoensis (Yesso scallop)
Lineage: Eukaryota; Metazoa; Mollusca; Bivalvia; Pectinida; Pectinidae
Product: cell wall protein DAN4-like
Exons: 5
Coding region: 52-1197 (381 amino acids)
Source: RefSeq, a predicted model, not a curated record
AGACGAUCAGCACCGUUUGGUAUACAGUAACAAACCAUCCAUUCAUCCAAAAUGAAAUGGUUGAUAUUGAUACUGGCGCUUCCUGUCGCUACCGUAUCAAUCACACCCCGUAAAACAAGUACGUUGCUACGAUCAUCAUCAUCAGAACCAAGAAGACUGACAAAACUUAUACCAGAUCGACCUUCCACCUAUAGUCACAUGGGACUUCUUGGACAAAUCAUCAGAUCAUCCGAUGUAUCAGUACAAAGAACGAGUUAUCGAUCAAUCAAGUCAGAGGUAAUACCGUUGUAUCGUCAAAAUAAACCAUGUGGCCCAUUCGACUGUGACAGGCCGUAUCCAAUACCAGGGCCUACGACAUACCCAAUACGUGAAUCUUCGAGCUCGUACCGUACGUCGCCUUCGACGUCGACCACGAAAUCGCCUACCACAACAACAAUAACGCCUUCUACGACAACAACAACGCCUACUACGACAACGCCUACUACGAUAACGACAACACCUACUACGACCACGACAACGCCUACUACGACAACAACAACCCCUACCACGACAACAACAACGCCUACUACGACAACGCCUACUACGAUAACGACAACACCUACUUCGACAACGACAACGCCUUCUACGACAACAACAACCCCUACUACGACAACAACAACGCCUACUACGACAACAACAACGCCUACCACGACAACAACAACCCCUACCACGACAACAACAACCCCUACCACGACAACAACAACCCCUACUACGACAACAACAACGCCUUCUACGACAACAACAACCCCUACCACGACAACAACAACAACGCCUUCUACGACAACAACAACCCCUACCACGACAACAACAACGCCUACCACGACAACAACAACGCCUACCACGACAACAACAACCCCUACCACGACAACAACAACCCCUACCACGACAACAACAACGCCUUCUACGACAACAACAACCCCUACCACGACAACAACAACGCCUACCACGACAACAACAACGCCUACCACGACAACAACAACCCCUACCACGACAACAACAACCCCUACCACGACAACAACAACGCCUUCUACGACAACAACAACCCCUACCACGACAACAACAACAUACGAAUCAAAAGUUGAGCAGGGCGACAUGAAUCAGGAUAUCGUGGACAGUCUAUGUAGUGAUCAGUUGGAGAAUAGGGAAACCGAACGAUAA